Molecule: messenger RNA, 2445 nt
Organism: Clonostachys solani
Lineage: Eukaryota; Fungi; Ascomycota; Sordariomycetes; Hypocreales; Bionectriaceae
Source: the annotation of a GenBank genome assembly
AUGAAAUUACCGCUCAAGUUGCAUUUGAUGAAAGUGAGAGUAAGGUCCAACCGCAAGAAUCGCCACGACGUCGAGGACGACAACCCCGAGCCCACUUUCGAGCAUCACCACCGCCACAACUCGCUAGAGCAGGGCGCCAACGUUCUCGAAGGAGUGAGACCGCCCAAUUUCUUCGCCGUCAGGGAAAAAUUGUUCAACAGCAGCGGCAGGAGCCUCAAGAGCACCAACACCACCGCCAGCACUACCACCACCACCACCAUGGCGAGCGCAGGCGGCAAAUGGCGCGAGGAGCAGAUCCUGAUCAUCUGCCCUGGCAGUCGAACAACCAUGGCGCAGCUGGGUUGCAGUGAACUGACGCCGCCUACGCACCGCUUCCCCACGCGCAUGUUCAAGGACGGCGACGAGUGGAGGCCAUACUACACCUACCAGCGCAAGAGGGUGGUUGACGGCGUUGAGAAGGAGGAGUGGGUGGAGGAUGUAGAUGAGGAUGAGGGAGCUACUUGGCCUAUUCAAGGUGGCCAGAUUGUCAACAUGGACGCCUUCCUAGCUUUCCUCGACCACGUCCACAGCAUGCUUACGACGACGUACCACAACACCCCCAUCAUGCUGAUGGCCUCACCUCAGUGGACGCGACCCGACUGUGAAGCGAUUGCCCAAUACAUCUUCGAGAAGACGCGGACGCCUGCGCUGUGCAUGAUCAAUAGCGCAAUUGCGACCCAAUACGGCCUCAAGUUCCCCAAUAUGACGGUCGUCGAUAUCGGCUACGAGAAGGUGGAUGUUACUGCGAUUUACGACGGUAGGGUGGUCAAUCACCUGGACUUGGGGCCCCCUCGGUUCGAUAAUCAGAUCAGCGGUGGCGAAGUUUUCACACAGAAGCUGAUGAAGCUCUUGGAGGGGAAGAAGUUCAACCGCGAUAUGGCUGAGCAGCUGAAGAAGAGCUCCAUCUGCGAAGUCCUGCCAUAUGCGCCAAAUGCCAAAUCCCUGGCUGAUACUCCUAAGGAAACCGGCGUAACCCAGCCUGCUCCGGAACCAGAGAAGAUUGUAGAAGCCCCAGAACCCAACGAGGCGCCGAAGCCCCCCGCAGCUACAAACUCUACAGAAGCCGAGAAUGGAGAACAGAAUGGAGACGACGACGGUGUAUUGGAUGUGGCCAGCAUAGUGACCAGUGGUCAGACCAGAGAGUUCCUGGCCAAGAAGGAAAAGGAGAAGGGCAAGCCCGGGAGGAAGCCUAAGGACAAGGAGGCUGAUGCCGCCCCCAGCAAAGCCCCCCGUCUGCCUAACUCCAAGAGGACGCACAACACAUUUUUCUAUGAGGAGGUGGUUCAAGAAAUUGUGAACCCAGAGCCCAAGGAGAAGCCGGCCACAAACGGCUCAGCGGAGAAGCCAAGUGAACCUGCCCCUGCCGUCCAAACCACUGAUGAUCAGCCCGCACCUGCAACCGCAUCUGCGGUCACUACCACUGGGGAUGCUAUGGAUGUUGAUUCCAAAGUAGCUGCUCCUGCUGACGCCCCGCCGGCGGAAGCCGCCCCUGAGGCUGCGAAGCCCGAAGCCGCUGCAGAGUCCAAGCCUGAAGGUGCUGCAGAGCCCAAGACUGAGGGCGUGGCGGAACCUAAACCCGAGGCUGUGGCAGAACCCAAGCCCGAGGCUGCGACGGAAUCUCAACCUGAAGCCGCCACCGAGAGCAAGCCUGAAGCUCAGCCAGAACCUGCUGUGAUUAAUGAUACUCCUGAGUAUAGGCCCAAGCGUGUUCGCCGAGACAUCGACAUCGGGCUCGAGCGGUUCACAUUUGCUGACCGCUCCGAGAUCGACCGCAUCGUUACUACCAUCUACCGCACUGUCCAGGGGGUUGAUGAUAUGUACAUGCGUCCAGCCUGCUGGGACAACCUCGUCUUUGUCGGAAACGGUUCUCGUCUUCGCGGGCUCAAGGAAAACAUCCUGCAGACCCUCAAUGCCCGCCACUUGGUGUCUCCUUCGACCGCUACCAUGUUCACUUCAGAACUCCCAUCCAACAUGGCCACGCCUACGGGCACUGGGUCUCAGACGCCAACAGGAUCAUUCACUGGUGCUCCUCAUCAGCUGCCCUCAAGCGGCGUGAACCCUCUUCUGCAAGCCGCUACUACAGCCAGCACUCUGGGCGUUGCUGCUGUCGGCACCCCCCAGCCAGGAUCGGAAGCCGCUGGGCCCACGACGACACACCACUUCCACAGCCAGACCCCAACGAGCAUCAAGACCGUUGGACUACCAACGUAUCUUCAGGAAUGGACCAAGAAUGGCUUCGAAGAAUCUAUGUUCCUGGGAGCCCAAGUUGCCGCUAGGAUUGUCUUUUGUCUUCAUUCAAACAUGGAUAUCCAGAGCGUUGAAGCGCAGAGGUUGGCGAAUCUGAGCCGUAUUGAUUAUAACGAACUGGGACCAAAGGGGAUCCGCACUCAUUCGAUGCUGAGUUGA